AUGGAGGCCCUCACCAAGGGCAUCCAGGCUGCCAUGGAGAAGCGCAUGCAGAGCGCUACCAAGGAUAUUUCAGAGUUGCUGUCCAGCAGCGGGGACAUCAACCAAAACAUAAAGGACUGUUUGUCCAGGCAGGAUAGUCCGUUGCCCAUCAUGACCGUCCUGCAGAUGAACCUUGCCAAGGCAGAGAAGGGGUCCCAGCAAGAGAAAGCGCUCAGCUACAUCUUCAACGUCAUGAACCAGGAACUGCUGCAGAAGAAGGUGCCCACUGUGCUGAAGGUGCUUUCCACCCUGCUGGCGACCCCGGAGGCGCCGGUGCGCAGAAAGGUCCUGAAGGAUCACCUCGCGGCGAUGGAGGCGGAGGGCCACAGGGUGGAGGCCGACCUCUCGUCCGCCAUUGUCGAGCUCGUCCGGGAGGCCGAGGUGCAGUUCACGGGCCAGAAUGUGGAGACCCCGCAGCGCGUGGAGACGCUCGAGCUGAUCCGGCGAACGGCCAUCGACGCUGGGGUGGUGAUCGCCGAGGUGUACGGCGACGAGGACUCAUUCCUCGAGCAGGACAUGUUCACGAACGAGCUGGGGCCCCUGUUUGAGGCGCUGAGCCGCACGUUACGGGGCAGGGACGUCCCAGCGAUGGCGAGGGGCAGAGGCGGAGGCCUGCCGGCUUGCCCCAGCGAGGACCAGCGCCAGGCGGUCGCGGCCCUGCACCGCCGCGGUCUGGCCGAGGGCCUGCUGCUGCUGGGCGCGGGCGACCUCGAGGGGCCGCUGGCGGCUGCCGCGGAGGCGCACGCGGCAGCGGCGCUGGUCCUCGUGCGCCGCUCGGCAGUGGGCACCGAGGAGCGGCUGCCGUCGGGGCGGUCGCUGUGGGAGGUGCUCGUCGGCCCGCUGCCGGAGCCCGCCGCCGCCCUGGCCUUCAGGCGGCCGCUGGCUCUCUGGGCCCUGGACGCAGAGCCAGGCCCUGGCAGCGACGCCGCGGCGGCCGCGUGCGAGGAGACCGUGUGCAUCGCGCUGUCCCCUGGGCCGGAGGCCGGGGGCAGCGAGGCGGCGGUGGCCGCGGCCAUGGCGGAGCUGCAGGAGGACGGCCUGGCCGUGGUCGGCCUCCGCCUCGCCUUCCCGGACCAGGCGGCGGCGCAGGCCGCGGCGUCCGUCUCGCUGCGCAGCGCCGUGCGCCCCGGGCGCGCCGUGCUCCUGCUCGCGGUGCGCGGUCCUCACGCCCUCUGCGUGUGGAGGUCGCUGCUGGGGCCCGUGGACCCCCAGCUGGCCCGGCGCACGGACCCCGCGUCGCUCAACGCCCGCUUCGGCGGCGUCGGCCGCGGCGAGGCAGUGGCUUUCACACCACCUUCGUCCUCUUCCAGAGCCCUGGUCGACGUGAUCUGGGGCUUUGGAGGUCGUGUUGACGCAGGGUCUCCUGCACUGCCGACAAGGCCAGCGCACGCGAUCUUCCUUGCGCAGCCAAGGACGUACUCGCUGGAGCUGUCCGGCCAGCUGUCCUUCGGCGCCGCGGGGUCGGUGCUCAGCGGGAUGCUGUUCCGCAUGGGCCACGUCGUCAGCCUGACCGCCGACGCCGCCGCCGGCACCUUCCUGGCCACUGGCGUGCGCGAGGGCGGCUCCGCCUUCGCGGGUAGCUGCGUGCGCCUGCUGGCGGCGCCGCCAGCUGACGCCAGCGAGCUCGCGGCGACCAGCCCUGUCGCCAGGCGCCGCCCCGUGGACGCGAUCGGGGUGGCCGCAGUGCCCCGGGAGCCCCCGCACGGGCUCGGGCUGGCCCUCAACGCCGCGCCGCCGCCGGCCACGGGGCCCGAGGCCGAGGAGGCCUGCCGCCUGGGCGACCCCGAGCCGCUGGUGCUCGGCAUCCGCCCCCGCGGCGCCGCCGCGGCGGCGCUGCUGCUGCGGGAGGUGUGCGACGACCUCUUCGCAAAGUUCGGCCCCGACGGCGGCCAGAGCCCUGGGAGUCAGGAGGCGAGGCCCCCGGGCCUCAGCGCCGGCUGUGGCGUGGACCUCCUCGGCGUCCGCCUCUUCGACUCCAGGUCCCUGGCGGACGCCGCGGCGGGCGCGGGCCCGGGCGCGCAGCGGGCGCUGGACGCCGGGCUGGCGGCGCUGCGGGGCUUCCGCUCCUUCGCGCAGGUGGUGAGAAGAGCAGGCGACGCCGCCUCGGACUGCUGGUGGGCCGCGGCAGAGGCAGGUGGUCCGGCGGUGCUGCUCUGCCUGCGCGGGGAGGGCCUGAUCGAGCGCUUCAGGAGCUUCUUCGCCCGCGAGUGGAAGCUCAGCGCCGUCGCGAACGGCGACAUCCUCUUCUCCCCGGACCUGCGAGCCGCGCGCCAGGCCCGCCACGCCUUCUUCGCCGGGCAGGGCCGCGGCCCCGUGGCGCCCACCUUCCCGCCCAGCGACCUCCGCUGCCCCCAGCGCUUCGAGGGCGCGCCGGCACGCGAGGCGGUGCCGCAGCUGACUGCGGCGGUGUUGCUGCCGCCGACGGUGGACGCGGCCUUGUUCCGCGUCCUGACGGCGGUGGAGCAGCACGGCUUCGCCCUGGUCGCGGCGGUGGCGUCGGGCGGCCUCUCGCGGCCCACGGCCAGGCUGCUGUUCGACCAGGAGGUGGAGGACGGGCACCUGGAGGCCGGGGACCUGGACGCUUUCGGCGCGGCCGCGGGCUGCGGUGCCGAGGGCCCGGACGCAGAGGGCUCGUUCCGGUGCGUCUGGCUCCUGCUCUCGCGGCCGUGCGCCGUGAAGCGGCUGGCGCAGCUCUGCGGCCACGGCGACCCCGCGGUCAACCAGCGCCACCUCUACGCCUCCCUGCGCUCGGGGCGCGAGCGCGUGCAGAACGGCAUCCGCUGCGCCACGUCGCGCGCCUCCGCCGAGGCCCUGCUCGGCACCCUCGGCGACGAGCUGGGCGCGCACGUCGCGCCGCCCGGCCACCCGGGCGACAGGCGCCUCGGCGUCGAGGAGUGCGAGCGCACGCCCGAGUGCUCCCUGGUCGCAGUGGCGCUCGCGGACGGCUCGGAGGUCGCCGUCGCGCACGUGCUCCGCGAGCUGCACGUGGCGGCCACGGGGCGAGGCCUGGCACUGGUCGGCCUGCGCGCGCUGGGGGCCGGCCUGGGCCCCGCCUCGGCGGUGUGGCCGGGGCUGCGGGGGAGCCUGCCGCAGCUGCUGGGCAGCUGGCGGGAUGCGCGGCCGAGCGCCGCCGGCGUCGCCGAGCGCGCCAGAGACGGCGGGCCGUUCCUGCUGGCCGUGUGCGAGGGCCCGCGCUGCGUCGACCACGCGCGCGCGGCCCUGGCAGCCGUCGUGGAGGCCGCCCAGGGCCCGGCGGGGGGCCUGGAGCACUACGCCUCGGCCACGCCGGGCGAGGGCGCCGCGGACGUGGCCCACCUCUUCGGCGAGCUCUUCGGCGCCAAGCACUACGUGGUGGCAGGGGCCGUUUAG
Prorocentrum cordatum is the source of this 3408-nucleotide messenger RNA. The record is from the annotation of a GenBank genome assembly. NCBI's taxonomy places the organism in Eukaryota, Dinophyceae, Prorocentrales, Prorocentraceae.